This is a messenger RNA of Nelumbo nucifera (sacred lotus), 771 nucleotides long. RefSeq names its product glycine-rich RNA-binding protein 4, mitochondrial. The record is from RefSeq and is a predicted model, not a curated record. Gene Ontology annotation, molecular function: RNA binding. NCBI's taxonomy places the organism in Eukaryota, Viridiplantae, Streptophyta, Magnoliopsida, Proteales, Nelumbonaceae.
AUUUAAGAUCUAUCCCCUCGAUUCGAGUUUCGUGGUUGCUGAAAUUAGGGAUUUCCAAUGGCUCUUGCAUCCUCGUGUGUCCUAUUACAUCACAGAUCUUUUGCAUUCUCCAGAUCCUCGAUUUCGAAAACUCCAAUUCGAAGGACAAUCGUCCCUAUCACAUUCAAAAUAGAAUCAGUGAAUCGUUGCAAUUCGGCUCUUCCGAACAUCCGAUGCUGCUCGAGUUCUGGUUCUUCAGUCGAAGCCGAGAAAUAUUCUUCAACGAGGAUCUUCAUCAAAGGACUUCCAUUAUCAAUGUCUGAAGGAUGUUUGAUGAAGUCAUUUUCCUGCUAUGGUGAAGUAAGAAAAGUAAAAAUUAUAACAGAUAGAAAAUCUAGACAGUCUUUGGGAUUAGCAUAUGUUUGGUUUGCCAGUGAAGAGUCUGCCCAGUUGGCUGUUGCAGAAAUGGAUGGAAAGUUUUUUGGUGGCAGGUUCAUUGCCGUUACAAUUGCAAAGCCUGAAUCUCCUACAAGUAAGGUAAGGACCGUGUCAUAUAAAUUUUAAUCAGCACAUACUCUCCUUGCUUAUAGCUUAAAUCUCCUAAAUUGAGGUUAAGGUGAAGCCCGUUUGGAUUAAUUGUUGAAGAAGUAUAACAUAUAUUGAGGUGGUCAGGUGCUUUAUUCAUACAGACCUAGUCCACAUCUUGCCCACUGUAAAUCCGUAACAAAAACGAAUGCAACACUUAGUUGAAAUUUUGUUGAUAAAAGAAAAGGACAUUCUUUAAGUUGGCCA